Molecule: messenger RNA, 2088 nt
Organism: Prorocentrum cordatum
Lineage: Eukaryota; Dinophyceae; Prorocentrales; Prorocentraceae
Source: the annotation of a GenBank genome assembly
AUGCGCGCGGCGAGGGCCCUCGCCGCGCUGUGCGCGCUGCGCGCGCACGGCGCGGCCUCGCCCGCGGGGGCGGACGCCGCCGCGGCGGAGGCGGAGAACAGGAGGCUGCGGGAGGGCAUCGAGGCCACGGAGCGGGACCUGAGCGAGCUCGUGCGGCUCGCGGGGGAGUGGAGCAUCCCGCUGGACGUCCGGGAGGUGCGCGGGGGUGCGGGGGCGCCGUGGGCUCCGCGCCGGGCGAGGGAGGCGGAGGCCGGGGGGGGCGCGGUCGCACGCCGCGGGGCCGUCGCCGCGCACGAGGGGGAGCCGGAGGCAGAGGGGGGCGAGGGGGGCGCCGAGGAGGCCGCGCAGGAUCACGGCGAGGGCGGCGGGGACGAGGCCUCGUCGGCCCACGGUCACGCCGGCGAGGGCGAGGAGGGAGACGAGGCGCUGGAGGAGGAGACGGAGGUCAUCUGCGAUCUGGACACGUCGAUCAUGCUCUUGGGGAUGAUAUCGUUCGUCAUGGUUCUGUUCUACCUGACGAAUUGGCCAGAUGACGACAUCAGAUUGUACUCUUGGCAGAUCACCAGCACAACUAUUUCUAUAUUCUGUUCUGUAAUGCUGUUCCAAGGCUUUAACAAGUUUCUUGUGAAGCGUGUGGUGCAUCCACUCGUGACGCCAGCCCCUUGGAUAAUGACACUGUUUCAGUUCUUACAGUGCUUCGUAUAUCUUGCGUGUAUUCACUUCGGGACUGGGAUCGCAUCAGGCGUUCUCUGCCGCAGCUGCUGGUUCAACGUCGGCAUAGAAGAAAAUAUUCACAAACAGAUUUGGGUGUACACCGAUGCGCUGCGAAGCAACAACAACUCGCCGGUAGCUCAGGGCGACAUUCAGUGCAUCCGUGCCGUGAAGCGCGCCAGAGGCAAAGAAACGACAGAGACAUCCAGUGUAUGGGUGUCGAAAGGCGAAGAGAUUCCCGUGCAGAAGAAGCUCCACACCUGGCUUCAGAGGAAGCGCCAAACCAAGGCACUGGGUAUGCUCUUUGCGCACCUGGCGGGCUUCGCCGCAAUCUAUUCGGGGAAGGCCUUGCAGACACUGGUGAUACCCGAGGACCUCCAGGGGUGCAACGCGUCCUUGACUACGAAGCUGAUGGGGAUGAUACCCGUCAUUGUCAACCAGGUCGUGCUCAGACUGGCAUUCAUGGUCUCGAACGUGCUGCGGGACUACCAGCUCAGGGCGACCGAGGCGGAGAGCGGCAGCGCAGCCGACAGGGCGGGGCUGGAGAAGAUGCGAGAGUUGAUGAAGGAAGAGGUCGAGGAGAGCGAGAACGACGUGUCCAGUCUGUCCAUGUCGUUCCUCAUCGUGAACAACAUGGUGUUCUUCAUCACGGGCUACCUGCCGACCGAGGAGUCCGAGCAGAGGGUGUGCAGCCAUGGGAGGGAGGCCCACGUGGACCUCGAGCAUGGUGCCGCGCCGGUCAUGUGGCUCUAUUUCAUGGGCUUUCUGAUGGUCGGUUUCGCCGUCGCGCAGGCCGUGUGCAUGGCCAAGUUUCACCACGCCCUUCAGAACCACCGCCUCCUGAUCCGGGUGUUGGAUGCUAUGCUCAACGCCACAGGCAUGUGCUUCGCCUGGUGCCUUAUCUGGGCGACUAAGUGGCUUGCUAAGAUGUACAGCGAGCUAGACCAGCACCGCGACAUGUCGGGCUCGCUCUUCAGCCACGAGAUAUUGGGGCGCGUGUUGCUGGCAUUCACUCUCACCGCGUUCGCGGCCGUGUCGGUCUUCGGAGUCGACAAGGUCGCGGACGCAAUGAGGACCAACUAUCGCAGUGAUAGGGAUAUGCUUUUAUUUCUCGAGGAGAUCACUCGGGUCAUCGUCAACUCACUGGGCAUCCUCGUCGGCUUCUCUUGGGAGCAUUCCUUCGACGGCAGCGUCGAGGAUGUGGCUUCGACCACCUCGGCGUCCCUUCCAGUGCCAGAGUUCCAGCUUGGCUUAGGGAUGGCAGUUUGCAUUCUGAUCUUGCCAGCAUGGCGCGACUACAUUCUGGAGAAGGUCAUGCUCAUUGAGGUGAUGUUGAAGAAGAAGCGUGGCCUCGCGGGCGGAUCUGAUGAGCACUAG